UGUUAAUUUCUCAAAUCUAUAAAAGGAAUCCAUUGCCCAUAUUGUUCAUUGUGUCAUUUCCAACAACAAGCAUCUAUCUCCCAUACUUUAGAGCAAUUAUUCUUUGUUAUCUUCAUUGCUCUUUCUUUCUAGUCUUAAUUUCUCAUCCAUAACUUUUUUUUUCUUACUUAAGUUUAUUUCUUCUUAUACACAAAAAUAUGCCUGUCUAUGAUAACACUUCAUUAGUCUCCGGUGCCGACCAAACUGUGUGUGUCACCGGUGCCGGUGGGUUCAUAGCUUCUUGGCUUGUUAAACUUCUUUUGGAGAAAGGUUACACCGUUAGAGGAACCCUCCGAAACCCAGAGGAUCCAAAGAAUGGUCACUUGAAAGAGUUGGAAGGAGCAAAAGAGAGAUUAACUUUGCAUAAGGUUGAUCUUCUUGAUCUUAAAUCUAUCCAAUCUGUUAUUCAUGGCUGCCAUGGUGUAUUCCACACAGCCUCCCCUGUUACUGACAACCCUGAAGAAAUGUUGGAGCCAGCAAUAAAUGGAACUAAGAAUGUGAUUAUAGCGUCCGCAGAAGCUAAAGUGAGACGUGUGGUGUUCACUUCAUCAAUUGGAACCGUCUAUAUGAACCCAAAUACAAGUAGAGAUGUUGUGGUUGAUGAGUCGUACUGGAGUGAUUUAGAACAUUGCAAGAACACAAAGAAUUGGUAUUGUUAUGGGAAGACAGUGGCAGAACAAUCAGCAUGGGAUAUAGCAAAAGAAAACCAAGUGGAUUUGGUUGUAGUGAACCCGGUUUUGGUUCUUGGGCCAUUACUACAAUCAACAGUUAAUGCAAGUACAAUUCACAUCCUCAAAUAUCUUACUGGUUCAGCCAAGACUUAUGUGAAUGCAACACAAUCUUAUGUUAGUGUUAAGGAUGUUGCAUUAGCACAUGUUCUUGUUUAUGAGACUAAUUCUGCUUCUGGUAGAUACAUAUGUUCUGAUGCUUCCUUGCACCGUGGUGAAGUUGUUGAAAUUUUGGCCAAGUAUUUUCCUGAGUAUCCACUUCCUACCAAGUGUUCAGAUGAAAAGAAUCCAAGGGUGAAACCAUUCAUAUUCUCAAAUCAAAAGCUGAAAAACUUAGGAUUGGAAUUGACUCCUGUGAAGCAAUGUCUAUAUGAGACAGUUAGAAGUCUACAAGAGAAAGGACACCUUCCUAUUCCCCAAAUGAAAGAAGACUUUGUUUAAUUAGUAGAACAAAAGGCAAUAAUGUUUCUUCUAGGGAAUUUUUUUAAUUAAGCUUUUUGUUCCUUUUAUAUCAUAUUUUCAGUUUGAGUUUCAUCAUAGUAUUCUUAGGUGCCUAAAUUUGUAAUAUUAAUAAAAUCAAAGCCGCAAAAUUAAUAAUAGAUUUUUUUGUUUUUA
This is a messenger RNA of Trifolium pratense (red clover), 1382 nucleotides long. Its product is annotated as cinnamoyl-CoA reductase 1-like. The record is from RefSeq and is a predicted model, not a curated record. Gene Ontology annotation, molecular function: oxidoreductase activity, acting on the CH-OH group of donors, NAD or NADP as acceptor. NCBI's taxonomy places the organism in Eukaryota, Viridiplantae, Streptophyta, Magnoliopsida, Fabales, Fabaceae. The coding region runs from base 198 to 1208 and encodes 336 amino acids. The transcript is spliced from 5 exons.